UAUAUAUAUAAGCACGUUACAUAAAUUGAGUUAAAUAUCAGAUUUAUUUUUUCUGAGAUAGAUUGUUUUCCUUCCACUCUCGAAAAACAAAAUGAGACCAGAACUAUUUAUCGUUCACUUGUUACUAUUGGCUUCAGGAGAAUUUUUUCAAGUCAUUUACAGCACUUCCUGUUCACAAACAACCAUUACCUGUGGUUUUGAUACAAUGUCAAAGCGUACCAUCGAUGGCUCUUGUAAUAACUUCGACAACCCCCACAACAGUUAUGGCAAAAGCAACACACCUUAUGGUCGAUUCUUGACUCCUUUGGCGCCACGAACUCCUCUUCCUUACAAGAGUUAUUUCGGUUACGAUCUUCCUAAACCUCGAGUUCUGAGUCAAGCCUUGUUCAGUUGUGGCAGCGCUGUCACUGAAAGUGCACUUACUCACUUGGGGGCCAAUUUUGGUUUGUUUCUGAUGCAUGAUAUGUUUUCCACCAAAACUACACAAGACACUUGUUGCUCUGACAGCUGUCUUGGAAUUGCAGUAGAUGCCGCAAAUUCUUUUCCCGCACCAUGUUCCGUAACUUGCAUGACUUACCACAAACCUACGCUUUCUAACGAUAUCAAAUGCUUAAUGGGCGAAAUCAACGGAAUAAACUUAAACACUCAUUAUAUUGAUGCUUCACCAAUUUUUGGUUCUACUGAAGUGACAUAUAAUUCUCUUAUUGAUUCAGCGGGAAAACUGAAAAUGCCGAACGGUUUUUUACAGAUGACAUCAACAAAAUUCACUUCAGGUGAUGACCGAAUCAAUGAACAUCCUUUAAUCAUGGCAGUGUAUCACUUAUUUGCUCUUGAAUACAAUAGGAUAGUUACUCAGAUGACUACAAUGACCAUCCCAGACGCCGCACUACACGCAAAAAGAAUCUUAAUAGCCGAGUUACAACAUAUUACUUACAACGAGUUUCUUCCACUUUUGCUUGGUCAAAAUACUCCUGUGAAAUCACAGAGUACCGGGUAUGUAAGUUAUGAUCCCACAGAGAAGACUGAAAUUUCCAAUUCCUUCUCCGUUGCUUAUAAAUUGGCUGUGCAUUCGAUGUUGAGAAGUAGUUACAAAGAUUCUAGCGGUGGAGACAUUCUAUUAAAAGAUGCCAGACAGAAUAAUGGAUAUAUGAACAAUGUUGGCAAAAGAGACAAUAUUAUAACCCGUUUGUUAACUGACAAAAGUUCAAUAAUUAAUAACCAUUUUGCCUGCAUCUUUAGCAAUGAUUGUUCAACGAAUCCUUCGCCUUCUGGCGAUAUGGCGGCUAGUGCGAUUCAAGACAGCCGACAUCUGUCAAUCGCUCCAUACAUUAUAUGGCUGAAAGUAACUAAUGCAGCCAAUCCCGAUAAUCUUCCAUACCACAGUACAGCUGAAGGAACCAAGCUGAAAAAUGCAUAUCAUCAAGUACAUGACAUUGAUUUUGCUUCCGCUGUCUUAUCCGAGACACCGACCGGUGACGCAAUGGUUGGCCCAACGCUGAAAGCAUUGUUCGAAGAGCAGUUCAAGCUAGUGAAGAAAGGAGACAGGUUCUAUUAUGAACAUCUCCCCGUGUUUAGUCCAGCUCAACUUGCCGAGAUUCGAAAGAUAACAAUGGCGCAUAUUAUAUGUAGAAAUACUGGCAUCACGAAUGUUAAGAAAGAGGCAUUCAAAGCAAAUAGUGCCGACAUACCAUGCACUCAGCUAAGCGAUUUAAAUUUUCAACAAAUGGGAUUUUAAUGUCAACAAAUGUUCAUAGUACAAUGGAGAUAAUGUAACAAAAUUACAGGAGUACCUCACAUAGAAUGUUAAAAGCAAAAUCAAAACUAAAUCAGUUGUGCUAAAAGAAGGAAAAAGAACCAUAUAAAAAAUAUACAGAUCAUUUUGUUUUAUUAAUGAUGAUUCGUAUAUAAAACUUUGAACGCUCAAAUACUGGUAUAGGGCUAAGCCUUUAGCAUUUCUAAAGGCUUCAAUUAUAGUUUUAAAUAUCUGAGGUAUACUUAACCUUGAUAUUCCUUUGCGGGAAACUGUUUCAAAAGGACUGAGGUGCUUGGUUGCCUCUAUUUAGCAGAAUUAUAUGUCAUAACUCAGAUAUGAGCAUUUGAGCGGACAUACGUGUACCAUGAUGCACACACAAAACACAUGCGCAGACACUCAUGCUUAGAUAUGCCAGGUACAUACUCACACAUGCACAUGUGCAGAUAAGCAGCAAAAACAUUCAGAUGCGUUUUUAUGAAUUAAAAGUAUAAUUUCAAAGUAUGAUUACCAGAGCACACAUACACAUACUUGUAAUAUGCGUCUGCACGUAUAUCUAUCUAUCUAUCUAUCUAUCUAUCUAUCUAUCUAUCUAUCUAUCUAUCUAUCUAUC
This is a messenger RNA of Octopus sinensis (East Asian common octopus), 2363 nucleotides long. RefSeq names its product chorion peroxidase-like. The coding region runs from base 92 to 1735 and encodes 547 amino acids. The record is from RefSeq and is a predicted model, not a curated record. Gene Ontology annotation, molecular function: heme binding; peroxidase activity. Gene Ontology annotation, biological process: response to oxidative stress. The transcript has 14 exons. NCBI's taxonomy places the organism in Eukaryota, Metazoa, Mollusca, Cephalopoda, Octopoda, Octopodidae.